UUGGUUUUUUGUUUUUUGUUUUUUUUUGGCUUUCCUUGGAAGAACACCGCGGCAAGUAUAAAUUUGGCUUUAUUUAUUUCUCCAAAUUACCAAGGUAGUUUGGAGCACUUACUACACGUGAAUAAUCUUCUCCGUCAAGUUGCAAUGUAUCUAGAAAACGGGAGGCAUUUUCUUUCCUAGAACUUAACUCCUUCCUCCAAAUGUUCUUCACCCCAGUCUCUGCGCUGAUUGUCCAAUCUUAUCUCUGCAGUGUGCAAUUGAUAUCUUGGGGGAACGAACUGAUUGUUUUCCAACUCAAAGAGGACAAGCAGGUCCGGCUGAGCAAAUGAUGAAGUUCACUCAGGUGCAAAAGGACAGCCUCCAGAUUUGGAAACACGUUGAGGAAUCAGCCUGGCAACCUGCAAGGGACAGGGAACAAGAUUCUGAAUAACCAUUUGUUCUCCCAGGAGGAGAACACUGCUUUGAUUCAAAGAAUCAGGAGAAAUGGCAAAGCGCACCUUCUCCACCUUGGAGACGUUCCUCAUUUUCCUUCUGGUAGUAAUGACAGUCAUCACAGUGGCCCUUCUCACCCUCUUGUUCGUCACCAGUGGGACCAUCGAAAACCAAAAAGGAAAUCAUGGGUUUUCAACCACCCUGGGCCCCACAGCCACCCAGUCUUCUCCAAUUACACAGGCUCCAGACCCUCCUCCAUUUCAGAACUUCAGUGGUUACUACAUCGGUGCUGGGAGAGCUGACUGCACAGGACAAGUAUCAGAUAUCAAUUUGAUGGGCUAUGGCAAAAGUGGCCAGAACGCACGGGGUCUCCUCACCAGGCUCUACAGCCGAGCUUUCAUCCUCGCAGACCCAGACGGGUCAAAUCGGAUGGCAUUUGUGACUGUGGAACUGUGCAUGAUCUCUCAGCGACUCAGAUUGGAGGUCCUGAAGCGACUACAGAGUCAAUAUGGCUCCCUGUAUCGAAGAGACAACGUUAUCCUGAGUGGCACUCACACACACUCAGGUCCGUCAGGAUUUUUCCAAUAUACACUCUUUGUACUUGCCAGUGAAGGAUUCAACAAUCGAACCUUUCAAUACGUAGUUAAUGGGAUCAUGCAGAGCAUUGAGAUAGCACACAAAAAUCUCAAACCGGGCAAAAUCUUUGUCAACAGAGGGAAUGUUGAGAACGUGCAGAUCAACCGAAGCCCCUCCUCCUACCUCCGGAACCCACCGUCCGAGAGAGCAAGGUAUUCUUCAAACACAGACAAGGAAAUGGUAGUCUUGAAACUGGUGGAUUUGAAAGGAGAAGACUUGGGCCUUAUCAGCUGGUUUGCCAUCCACCCCGUGAGCAUGAACAACAGCAACCACCUUGUCAACAGUGAUAAUAUGGGCUACGCAGCUUACCUUUUUGAGCAAGAGAUGAACAAAGGAUAUCUCCCUGGACAGGGACCAUUCAUAGCAGGCUUUGCUUCCUCAAACCUCGGAGACGUGUCGCCCAACAUUCUUGGCCCGCAUUGCCUCAACACAGGAGAGUCUUGUGACAACGAGAAAAGCACCUGUCCCACCGGUGGGCCUAGCAUGUGCGCGGCCAGCGGACCGGGACAAGAUAUUUUUGACAGCACACAAAUUAUAGGACGGGUCAUCUAUCAGAGAGCCAAGGAGCUGCAUGCCUCUGCCUCCCAGGAAGUGACUGGACCAGUGCUUGCAGCUCACCAGUGGGUGAACAUGACAGACGUGAGCGUCCUGCUCAAUGACACAUACACAGUGAAGACGUGUAAGCCUGCCCUGGGCUACAGUUUUGCAGCAGGCACCAUUGAUGGAGUUUCGGGCCUCAACAUCACACAGGGAACAACAGAAGGGGAUACAUUUUGGGACACUCUUCGGGAUCAACUCUUGGGAAGACCAUCUGAGGAAAUCGUAGAAUGCCAGAAACCUAAACCAAUUCUACUUCACACUGGAGAGCUGACGAAACCACAUCCUUGGCACCCGGAUAUUGUUGAUGUUCAGAUUGUAACUAUUGGGUCGAUGGCCAUAGCUGCUGUCCCUGGAGAAUUUACAACCAUGUCGGGACGAAGAUUUCGAGAGGCAGUUAAAAAAGAAUUUGCAUCUUAUGGGAUGAAGGAUAUGACCGUUAUUAUUUCAGGUCUAAGCAAUGUUUAUACACAUUACAUUACCACAUAUGAGGAAUACCAGGCUCAGCGGUAUGAAGCAGCAUCUACAAUCUAUGGCCCACAUACUCUGUCUGCGUACAUACAGUUCUUCAGAGACCUUGCUAAGGCGAUUGCUACGGACACAGUAGCCAACAUGAGCAGUGGUCCUGAGCCUUCACUCUUCAAAAACCUGAUCCCUCCACUUAUUCCUAAUAUUGUGGAUAGAUCACCAAUAGGCAGGCAUUUUGGGGAUGUCCUGGAGCCAGCAAAACCUGAAUACAAACUGGGAGAAGUGGUUGAGGUUGUAUUUGUGGGAGCUAACCCAAAGAAUUCUGCAGAAAACCAGACCCAUCAAACCUUCCUCACUGUGGAGAAAUAUGAGGACUCGAUAGCUGACUGGCAGAUAAUAUGUAAUGAUGCCUCCUGGGAGACGAGGUUUUAUUGGCACAAGGGAAUGCUGGGUCUGAGCAACGCAACAGUGCAUUGGAAUAUCCCACAUACUGCCCAACCUGGAAUCUACAGGAUAAGAUAUUUUGGACACAAUCGGAAGCAAGAGUUUCUGAAGCCUGCUGUCAUACUAGCAUUUGAAGGCAUUUCUUCUCCUUUUGAAGUUGUAACUACUUAGUGAAAAGUUGACAGAUACUGAAAAAAACAGCUUUUUUUUUUUCUGUGUACAUUAUAGAGUGAUUUCACACAAAUGUGAACUACCAGUUUGAUUUUUGUAAUUGUCCCUGUUUGGGAAACAGAUACUUUAUUUGCUAAUGGGACAAGUAUGUGUUUGUGUGUUUGUGUGUUUGUGUGAUUAUGUACAUGCGUUCUGACAGGAGAGAGAAAGAGAGUUAUUAUUGAAAGAGAGUAUGAGAGAAGGUCCUCUGAAAAGCGCACUGCUGUGCUCUUCAUCCUAAAGCAUGAUUUUCCUUGAAGCUUUGUGGUUGUUCAAGAGGUAAUUCCCAUUAAUAUGAAAUCUCUGAAAUAUAGUGAUAGUAUCUGCAGAUAUGUGAACGAUGUUUAUCCUAUUUAUUUAUCGACUUACUGAAUGAGAACACAGAGAACUUUCUAGAAGUCCUCUGGAUUGAUACUUGAUUUUACAGAGAGGAAAAAUGAGGUUUAGUUCACUUUAGGUUAGAAUAAGGUUAUUCUAUAUUUUCCCCUAGUUACAUUUACAAAGUGCCAUGUAACCUUACUACAAAUAUAUGAGCCCAACUAAAACAUACCCAGACAAACUAGCAUGCCAGCUUUCCUGCACUCCGAUGAGCACAGCCCUUCCGAUCAGUCACUUUGGAAUGGGUUUGCCUGGCUCAGGGUUAGUGUUCAUGCUCAGAUUAUUUCUGGAAUUGCCUCCAGAGUCCAACUAUGUGAAUGUUACUUGCUGUGCUUUGAUUAGCCUUGUAUUCCUUGAAGUGUCCUUAUCCUGCCUAAGUCUCUUCUUCCCAAUGUUUCUUCUAAAUGAUUUUUAAAUGUUUUCACCAAGCAAAUGUACCUCAUACUACAGAGCUUUGCCUUGAAUGUAGAUUUAAAAACAAAAGUGUUAAGGCUGGAAAUGCAGUCAUCAAAGGGAA
This is a messenger RNA of Meriones unguiculatus (Mongolian gerbil), 3682 nucleotides long. RefSeq names its product N-acylsphingosine amidohydrolase 2 (gene Asah2). The record is from RefSeq and is a predicted model, not a curated record. The transcript has 22 exons. The coding region runs from base 484 to 2748 and encodes 754 amino acids. Lineage: Eukaryota; Metazoa; Chordata; Mammalia; Rodentia; Muridae. Gene Ontology annotation, molecular function: N-acylsphingosine amidohydrolase activity. Gene Ontology annotation, biological process: sphingosine biosynthetic process; ceramide catabolic process; long-chain fatty acid biosynthetic process. Gene Ontology annotation, cellular component: extracellular region.